ACGGAGAGCGAUAAGGCACCUCUAAGCUUAAAAGUCACAUGCGCUAUAACUUCUGCCCUUCUGCAUCCUACCUCAUUGUCCUCAACACAAAUGAUUCCCAUCAUCGAGUUGCCUCAAGAAAAUUAAAACCCUUCUCACUGGGGUUCUCACAAGGCCUUGUUGACUACGAAAGGUACCUGCGCUGCCUCUCUGUCGUCACUGGGGGGUGCGCGAGGGGCAUGUACCACACCUCUGCACCACUCGCGCUUGUACCCUUUUUUCCCAAUUGACUCCACAUUUUCUUUGUCCUUUGUUCGCGAUCUUGCUUUGCUUUUCCAUCUCUCUACUUUCCAUCUCUUCUUCUCACUUCAUCUUCUCGCAUAUUUUUGUGCUUUUUGUGCAAACGGCGCGCGUUUCCUUUCCUUCUUUCUUCCCAUCUAUACAUCUCC
Molecule: messenger RNA, 428 nt
Organism: Trichoderma harzianum CBS 226.95
Lineage: Eukaryota; Fungi; Ascomycota; Sordariomycetes; Hypocreales; Hypocreaceae
Exons: 1
Coding region: 39-269 (76 amino acids)
Source: RefSeq, a predicted model, not a curated record